This is a messenger RNA of Hirundo rustica (Barn swallow), 929 nucleotides long. RefSeq names its product peroxisomal biogenesis factor 26 (gene PEX26). The record is from RefSeq and is a predicted model, not a curated record. Lineage: Eukaryota; Metazoa; Chordata; Aves; Passeriformes; Hirundinidae. Gene Ontology annotation, molecular function: protein-containing complex binding; ATPase binding. The transcript is spliced from 5 exons. Bases 13 to 894 code for a protein of 293 amino acids. Gene Ontology annotation, cellular component: peroxisomal membrane; peroxisome. Gene Ontology annotation, biological process: protein import into peroxisome membrane; protein import into peroxisome matrix.
CCCGCCGGCUCCAUGCGGGGCGAGCCGCCCGCCUGGGCCCCGGGGCCGGCGCAGGCGGCCGCGCUGCUGGAGGAGGCGGCGGAUCUGCUGGUGCUGCACCGAGACUUCGCCGCCGCCGUGGAGCGCUGCGAGGCGGGCUGCGACAGCCUGGGACCCGGCCCCGGCCCCGGCCCCGGGGAGAGUUUUGCAGAAGUGAAAUGCUCCCUUUGUGUUGUGGGGAUUCAGGCGCUGGCCGAGAUGAACCGGUGGAGGGAAGUUCUGUCUUGGGUCCUACAAUAUUACCAUGUCCCUGAACAUCUGCCUCCAAAAGUUCUGGAGCUGUGUAUCCUGCUGUACAGCGAAGUGAGAGAGCCGCAGGCGAUGCUGGAGGCCGGCGGCAGCUGGCUGAGAGCCCACGCCAACCAGAGGCUCCCCGAGCUGGGCUCGCUGCUGGAGCUGUACGUGGCGCAGGUGCUGCUGCCGCUGGGCCGCUUCGAGGGCGCCGAGGAGCUGGUGCGGGGCUGCGCCGCGCUGGACGGCGAGCGGCAGCUGGCACUGCUCGGCACCGUCUGCGAGAGCCGCCGCCGCUGGGCUCGGCGGGAGGAGACUCUGGGGAGCUCGGCCGCCGAGGAGCAGCAAGACCCAGCCGCAGAAACUGUUCUGGGAAUGCUGUCCCAAAAGCUCCUGACCAUGUUGACGCUGCUACGUAGAGCACUGAGGUCCAUGUCAAACCACUUCUAUUUACUUCCUUACAAGAAGAUGCUCUUGGCUACUUUUUUGCUGUACCUGGUGGUGGUGAGAUUAGACCCAGCUUCUCCCACGUCACUGCCAUUCAUUUACAAACUGGUCCAGCUCUUCCGACAGGCUUGGGCAGCUGUGCUUUCUCCAAUCCAUAGGCCUCCAAUUCGAGACUAAGUGUCUUCCUCCACUAAAAGUGUCACCUUGUCUUG